Molecule: messenger RNA, 1242 nt
Organism: Cryptosporidium ubiquitum
Lineage: Eukaryota; Apicomplexa; Conoidasida; Eucoccidiorida; Cryptosporidiidae
Exons: 1
Coding region: 1-1242 (413 amino acids)
Source: RefSeq, a predicted model, not a curated record
AUGAAAAAUAGUAAAUAUCAAGGAUUUGAAUUAUUACCAGAUUCUUUAAUGCUUGAGAAAAAAAAGCAAGCAUUAAGAAAAGUGAGAAAGAAAAAUUCAUCGGUACCGUUUUUAGAAGAAACGGAGAAUCAUAAAAAAUCACACAAAGAUUAUGAUUCUGAUACUUUUGAUGAUUUGCCUUUUGUUGUUCCUUCAAAGAGAAUUGUCAUAGAGUGGCCAGUGGACCUUCUAAAAAGUUUAACAGCUGUAAGUUUUGAGAAUGUCCACUCUAAGUAUGAUUUGGAAGAAAUUCAAAUUUUUAAAAUAGCUUCCAGUACUGCAAAAGAGGAACAGAAACAAGAACAGGAACACGAUCACGAGCACGACUACGAACACGAACACGAACACAAACACAAUCACAAACAUGAUCACGAACAGGAACGUGAUCACGAACAAGAACAUGAUCAUGAUCAGGAUCGGGAUCAGGAUCAGGAUCAGGAUCACGAACAAGAACACGAACACGAACACGAACACAAUCACCAGCAACAGCAACAGAGCCGAAGCCAGAAACAAGCCCUGACCCUGGGAGUGGAGAAAACAAUCAGCCUUGAAGAACCAGCAACAAUGAGUAUCAGGCUGAUGUCCAUGCAAAUCUACAUGAUGGGAGGAUAUGCAAAGAAGUAUUUUUACAAUCAAAAAGAAAGAUCUUACAGUAUAAGAGUUGAAAUUAAAAAGAAUCAAGAAAGUCAACCAAUUAAAGUGAUUAAUAUACUAGAGAAAGAUGAUAUGCACUAUUAUCCCUAUAGCAAUAACAUUCUUUCAUCAUUUCAAAAUAAUCACCAGUACCAUAGAUUCAUAUUAUCACAAAUUAAUGCAAAUAAAAGAAUGUUUCGGCUCAAUACUCAACAAUAUAAAGUUCAAAUAUUUAAAUUCCUGAAUUUCAAGAUUCUUAUUGAGCGUGAUGACAAAAUACAUCUUAAUUUAAAGUCAUUCUUACCAAUAAAUUUCGGAGAUCAUAACUCAAAACAAGAGUAUGAUCACCAAUCUAAAAAAGCCACAUUACUCAUCACAAAACAAAAUCUCUCCAAAUUAACAAAAGAUGGGGGUUUCCAAAUACUUUUAGAACUUAGAGAUUGUAUUCAUCAUUCCCAAAAGAACGUUACCACCCCCAUACCGGAAUCUACACGCUUUUGUUCAUCCCAAAAUUAUAAUAAUCUUGAUACCUGUACUGGGUAUAUUCUUUUAUCCAUCCAAAAGGUAUAA